AACAAUAAUAUUUAUUGUUACUAUUAUUAUUAUGGCAGCUGUAUAAUCGAUUUGUUGAUAUCGAAUUCCAGCUGUUGGUGUUGAUAACUUCAGUUUGUUCUAUGACAGCAUGGGCGUUCCUGUUCUUUGUGCUAUUUCAUUAUCAGUGCCAGUCUAAGCAACAGUAAUGUGUCAAGUAUUUUUUUAACAUUAGCUAAACAGCCAAAGAUUUUAUAAAUAUAUUGCUACUUUAUAAAACAAAAAUAAAUUAUAAAAUAAAAAAAAAAGUUCAAACAAAAUGACGGGAUAAAAUAGUAUUUUUUAAGAAUGUUAAAUGACAGCUGACCGCCAAUUUAUAUUUUGUUACUAUUAUUUAAAUCAAUAGCAAAAAGUGAAAAUAAAAUUUUUAUAUUAAUAUUUAUUGAGGUGAAUAAAAAUUAAAAAUUCAUAUGACCUUCGGAUAAUUCACUAACUUCUGAAGCUGAGUGAUUGUGUACAAAUAAUGAAACAUAGAAGGAAGUCCAGCUAAUUUAUAAUAAUCAAAACUUAACAAGUAACAAAUGAUAAUUUGAUGAAGACGACUAAGUUGAAUUAUGUCUGGAAGCAAUUCAUUUACAGCAACUUCACCGCGAAGUGCUACAGCACCAAAUAGAAAUUCGCACAAAUCAACUCUGCUGAAGGUAGUGAUCCUGGGAGACGGUGGAGUCGGUAAAUCAUGUUUAAUGAACAGAUUCGUGUCGAAUCAUUUUGACGAACACAGCUUCCAUACAAUUGGAGUGGAAUUUCUCAACAAGGACAUUGAGAUAAACGGCGAAGCUUAUACUCUGCAAAUAUGGGACACAGCUGGCCAAGAAAGAUUCAAAACACUGAGAACACCAUUUUACAGAGGCUCUGAUAUUUGUUUAUUAACUUACGCUAUUGACGACCGGACUAGCUUUAGAAAUUUAGCGUUAUGGAGAUCGGAGUUUUUGUACUAUGCAGAUGUGCAAGAAGGCUCUUUGUUCCCGUUUAUUGUCGUGGGUAACAAAGUUGACGUAGCAGAGUCUGAAAAACAAAUAACAACCGAAGAAGCACGUGCUUGGUGUGCAGAAAACGGUAACCCACCUUUAGUAGAAACGUCUGCUAAAAACGCAACUAAUGUUGAAGCAGCUUUUGGUGCAGCUGUCGCAGCUUGGGCUAAGCUAGAAGCUAGACUCGAACGUCCGAUUGUAGAGGAUACUAUUGAUCUCUCAAAGCAGCACUCGCCUCAACGUACUAGCUGCUGUAUGCCAUUGUCUAGUGCCGAGUGUAACAAAAUAAUUUGAAGAAAGUACAUGCAUGCUCUACUGUAAAAAUGCUCAUGGUAUUGAAAAAUAAUUAUUACGACAAAUUUAAUGUAAUAAAUAUAAAUAGAAUAAGAGUAAUCUCACGUACCGUCUGAUCAAGGCAUCAAAGAAAACAAAACUCUUAUGUAUUAUCAAUUAAUGCUAGGAUAAAAGACCUCAUUAGUGGCGGGGAUUUCAUUAUUGACACUUUUUUUGAUUUUGGUACUAAUUUAAUUAAUAAAAUCAUUAAUCUACAUUGUU
Molecule: messenger RNA, 1544 nt
Organism: Cotesia glomerata
Lineage: Eukaryota; Metazoa; Arthropoda; Insecta; Hymenoptera; Braconidae
Gene: Rab9
Product: ras-related protein Rab-9B
Exons: 5
Coding region: 573-1283 (236 amino acids)
Biological process (GO): retrograde transport, endosome to Golgi
Cellular component (GO): late endosome; phagocytic vesicle; lysosome
Molecular function (GO): GTPase activity; GTP binding
Source: RefSeq, a predicted model, not a curated record